This is a messenger RNA of Carassius carassius (crucian carp), 1168 nucleotides long. RefSeq lists its product as uncharacterized. Lineage: Eukaryota; Metazoa; Chordata; Actinopteri; Cypriniformes; Cyprinidae. The coding region runs from base 79 to 1041 and encodes 320 amino acids. The record is from RefSeq and is a predicted model, not a curated record. The transcript has 6 exons.
UGAUGGUGUGUUUUAAUGUGAGCGAGUGUGACAGCGCUUAUGCUAUCUUAGUUUGGAUUUGUGAUUAAACAAUUCAAAAUGAAGUUCUCCUGCCCUCUGGUCUGUGAGCUCAUUUUGUCCUGCAUCUGCUUCAGAGGUUCAUAUGAGGAGCUGUCUGUGAUUCAGAGCCCAUUGAAUAUCACUGUGAAUGAAGGAGAAUCUAUUAAUAUCAGCUGCUGCUGGAAAAAUACAAAAGAAGAAAACAAAAAUGUUAAAGUAGUUUGGUAUAAGCAUAAUGAAAGAAUUCCAGAAGAAAAGCGGCUAUAUCAAAUGCCCUCAAAUAAAAACUGCUCCUUUCUGAAAAUCACAAAUACAGUUAAAAAUGACGCCGGAGAUUAUGUUUGUAAAGCGAUUCAGGACAUACCAGUUCUGAUUGAAUAUGAGGGACAAAAAACAUACCUGAAUGUUGUUAAAGGUGAACACAGUACUGAGGCAACAACUCAAAAUAUUGUUCAUACGGUUUCCAGCCCAACAACCAAAAAGCCAGCUGCAGUUGAUCAUCCGAAGAGAAAUCCAGAUGAUGCAAACUAUAAUUAUUUGGAACCUAAGGGUAGUUCGCAGGAGGCUGUGAUCAUUUAUAUUUUCAGAUGUCUGCCCUUCAUCUGUCUGUUGGUGGCAUUCUUUUACCUAAACAGGGACAACAAACAAGUCACAUCAUUAAGACCAGCAGUUGAGCAUGCUGUAGAGCUGGGAGAAGGACCAGAUGAAGACCUCGAGGCCGGAGAGACACAGAAGAAUGAAACUGAAGAGGUGAAACAUGGAGAGAAUAUUUCAGAACAGGAGAAAGGAAAGGGCAACAACGAGAAACCUGAAGUAACUGUUGCAACAGAAGAAGAAAAACCGACUGCUGUAGUUGUGAGCAUUGAACAAGGUGCAUCUCCAAUGCAUGACAACGAAAACAAGAGCCUUUCUUUUACGAACACCGAGGAAAAGACACAUCUAAUGCCUGAUGUUGAAGAAGGGACUGUUUCUGUGCUGGCCGACUUAGUUUCAGCUCUGUGAGACACACAGGAAAUGCAGUUAUGGUAUGCUGUUUGGGUCUGUGAUGUAACUUCCUGCAUGAUAGCAUGUUUGCAGACUCAUAAUGGUUUGAAUUCUGAAAGCAGGUGGAAUAAAGUAUGUUCAUGCA